Messenger RNA from Haliotis rubra (blacklip abalone), 1200 nucleotides. Its product is annotated as tropomyosin beta chain-like. The record is from RefSeq and is a predicted model, not a curated record. Gene Ontology annotation, cellular component: membrane. Lineage: Eukaryota; Metazoa; Mollusca; Gastropoda; Lepetellida; Haliotidae. The transcript is spliced from 10 exons. Bases 1 to 1200 code for a protein of 399 amino acids. Gene Ontology annotation, molecular function: hyaluronic acid binding.
AUGUCUCUGUCUCUGAAGGAGAAGAAGGGGAAAUCUCUGGAGGAGACGAUGAUGCUGAGUAAAAUCAAGGAACUCGAGCGAGAGAUGAAGAAGCUGCUGCAGGAGAAGACAGAUCUCAACAAGCAGCUCGGCAUCAAGGAGGAGGACAUGAAGAAGUUGGAGGGGCGACUGCAGCAUGCACAGUCCGACCGCACCGCUCUCAUUGCCAAGGUGGCCACGCUUGAGAAGGACAUAAAGGAUGUCAACAAGAGCAACUCUGUACUGAAGAAUAAGGUGACUGUGGCAGAGGGCAAGAAGAAAGAUGAAAACUUACAGGCUGAACUGACAGAUGCCAGGAAGAAGCUGGAGAAGAAAGACAAGGAGAUAAGUGGCCUGAAACAUGCCAUGGAGGAGGCUGUCUCCCUGCUGAUGCGGGACCUCCGAGAGGUGACGUGCGUGGCAGACAAACUCAACAACAAAGUGUCCGAACUGGAACGAAGCUUUGAGGAUGAAAAAGAUCACGAUUCCACAGAAAAUGCAAAGGAGCGGAGAUCGGUGGCAGAAGGGAAGGGUGACCUUGACCUCUUCGAGAAGGUCAACAAGGCAAGAGAUGACACACAGAAAAUCAAGCGGUCCCUUCAUGAGAUCCGAGUGACAACAGAGAGGAAGGUGCAUGAGAUGAAGGUGCGGAUGCGAGAGAAGUACGAAGGUGCAAUGGCUAAGCUGGAGCAGCUGGCAGAGGAUCUGCAGCGUAAGGAUGACAACCUGGAGAGUUCCAAGACCUGCGGCGAGGCCCUGCAAACAUACAGAGAUGCUCUGAGGGCCCAGAACAAAGGUCUGCAGCUGACCGUGAGUCGUCUCCGGAUGGAACAAUGGGAGUGUGAAGACACCAUCAGCUCCUGCUAUGCCCUAGAGAGUGUUGCUAAGAAGUCUCCUCGCAGGAAGGAAGCAAGACGUUCUCCUGAACCCUACAGACGUCGCAGAUAUGAGUCGUCAUCUCCAUCGGACUCUGACGCCCAUCAAGAGCCUGUGCGAAGACACUCCUACAGAGGGGAAACUACGUCCAGGAAUCCACCUUCACAAAGAUCUAGAGAAAUAUCGCAAAUCUCCAGGAAAGAUUCAAGAUCACAUCUGGAUCGUUCGCCUGCGCGAAGCUCAUCUUAUAGAUCAUCCUAUAGAGACUCAAGUCGUCGUUCAUCCUUGGAGCGAGAAAUGUCUUAA